This is a messenger RNA of Opisthocomus hoazin, 684 nucleotides long. RefSeq names its product BTG anti-proliferation factor 4 (gene BTG4). The record is from RefSeq and is a predicted model, not a curated record. Gene Ontology annotation, cellular component: nucleus; cytoplasm. Lineage: Eukaryota; Metazoa; Chordata; Aves; Opisthocomiformes; Opisthocomidae.
AUGAAAGAUGAAAUUGCUGCCACAGUCUUCUUCAUCACAAGGCUAGUGAAACGGGAAGACAAACUGAGCAAGCAUAAAAUGGAGAAAUUUGCAGCUAAGCUGACGACAAUACUGUUUGAAAAGUAUAAGAAUCACUGGUACUUGGACAAUCCAUCCAGAGGACAAGCCUUCAGAUGUAUAAGGAUAAACAAACAUCAGACAAGAGAUCCACUGCUGGAGCAGGCUUGUGUGGAGAGUAAUGUGGACUUCAAUAAGCUUGGUUUGCCAAAAGAGAUGACACUAUGGGUUGAUCCAUUUGAGGUGUGUUGCAGAUACGGUGAGAAGAACCGGCCUUUCACAAUUGCGCACUUUGAAGGAGAUGAAAACCCCGAGAUUCCGCAGCAGAUCAGCUACGCUGUUGAUAGAGCAGCACUAGACUAUCACUCUGGCAUUUCCUCAGAUGAGGAGAGCUUCAUCAAAGAGCCGAAAGCCAUUCCUACUGUCAGCAAUCCUAAUAGUGUCUACCAGUUCAGUGACUACUGCAAGGCACCCAUACAGCCCUGGUCUCAGUAUCUUCAUAGGAAGGCCUAUAUGAGUGAUGGCUCAUACUAUGCCCAGCACAGGGGUUACAAAGUCUACAGGCCAACAGCUGCUUUCACAGGACCCCGUGUUGAUAGAUAUCACUGGAUCAAUACCAAGUGGUAG